Messenger RNA from Caenorhabditis briggsae, 459 nucleotides. Gene Ontology annotation, molecular function: protein binding. The coding region runs from base 1 to 459 and encodes 152 amino acids. The transcript is spliced from 3 exons. The record is from RefSeq and is a predicted model, not a curated record. NCBI's taxonomy places the organism in Eukaryota, Metazoa, Nematoda, Chromadorea, Rhabditida, Rhabditidae.
AUGGAGCUGGCAUUUGCAAGAACCGAUAAAACCGAUGGGAUUCUAGUGCUUCUCUCUUAUCACUCUGACUACUUCAACACACUAUUCAGCUCGGAUUUCAGAGAAAAAUCGAUGCCAAAAAUCGAAAUCAAGGAUGUCAAAUUUGAAGAUUUCGCCACAUUGCUCAGUCUUGUGCAGAAGGAUCCCAUCGAGCCGACAGAGGACACUGCCGAAAGCAUUCUGGAACUUGCCGAACGCUUCAUGCUGUCAGCCGCCAAACGCCACGUGGAACUUGUUCUGUUGUCUUCAGAAAUGGGAAAUCUUGAAAAAAUCGAACUUCCGGAUAAACAUGAUUUGAAUUUUCUCUUGGUUGAAACACUGAAAAAAUGCGAAGAAGAAGACAUUGAACCAACAUAUGAAUUUUCCGAGUUUUCAGACAAAACAAAGGCGAGAAUUUUGGAUCGAUUAAUCGAAUUGUAA